Molecule: messenger RNA, 2015 nt
Organism: Anarrhichthys ocellatus (wolf-eel)
Lineage: Eukaryota; Metazoa; Chordata; Actinopteri; Perciformes; Anarhichadidae
Gene: fam177a1a
Product: family with sequence similarity 177 member A1
Exons: 5
Coding region: 39-665 (208 amino acids)
Source: RefSeq, a predicted model, not a curated record
CCUGGCAACUGGGUCGUGAGGUGGAAGAAGUGACAGAGAUGGCAGACUUGUCUUUGUAUUUAGCUAAUGCCAAUGUUUCACUGGGGCAAACUAUGGACACUGAUAAGAAUCCAGCAGGGCCGACAGACUUAGAGCGGGUAGAGAUGGGAGACUCUGCCGGGAGGCAGGUGAAGGUCCCCCGCAGGACCAUCUACUUCGCCAGCGGAGAGACCAUGGAGGAGUACAGCACCGAUGAGGAGGAAGAGGAGGAGCCCUUGAAGAGAGACGCCGUCACUGUUGACACGUCCAAACUGACCUGGGCUCCGUACUUCUGGUUUCACAUGUGGAGAAUGGGCACCUCCACUAUCUCAGUGUGUGACUACAUGGGCGAGAGACUGGCCUCUAUGUUCGGCAUCACCUCUCCUAAAUACCAAUAUGCUAUUGAUGAGUACUACCGUAUAAAGAAAGAGGAGGAGGAGGAAGAGGAGGACAACCGUCUGUCCGAGACGGCGGAACGUCGGUUCGCGGAGCAGCGAAGAGGCGAGCAGGAGGAUCCUCGUCCUGCUACCGUGGAGCAGCCGGAAGCUUCCGCCGCCUCCUUUGUAAACAUCAGCUUUGAUCUGGAACCUGAACCUCCUCUCAACCCUGCAGACACCAACAGAGUCCCCUCUCCCCUCCCCUCCUGAAAACUGACUCUCAAGAGACAAACCACCAACAUCAAACCGAAACACGAAACCUUAAUUUACAUAGCAGUAUAGAUUAAUUGCGCUGUAAUAUUUUCUAUGUUUUUAUUUUAUAAACGGACAUUCUUAGUACACGGUGCAGGGAGAAAGUAAAAGGGCUGUGGAAGUGACUGCACUAGCCUUAUGUGUGAAUGUGUAUGGUGUGAAACUGUAUGCAAGAUUGAGAUGUUUCUAUUUCCUGACCACACGGGGCUCAGCUCACUCUGAAUUGACAGCAGUUGAGAGUGGAAGUGGAAAACAUGCUGGAUGUGAAUCUUAUGGAGGAAAUAGUCCCCCAUCUGUUUGUUCAUCGGUUUAUAAACGGAACUGAACUCAACAGAAAAAGAAUGAGCCCCACCUCUGGUGUCAGCAGCAACAUCAACAGACACACGUUACACCUGCUGUGUGAUUGUUGAUCCUGCUGCUGUAUGUAAGCAACGUCUGACAUUUUGCAAGUUCAGCCAGUUUUGUAAAGGCGGGGCGUGAUUUGUCCCCUUAGUCUCUUUCUGUGCUUCUUGUCUCUGACAUGGUUGUCUACACUCGUCAUGUGCAUCGUUAAAGUGGAAGAGGGAUGGCUCGUUUUUGACUUCCAAGCUAUAAAGAUAAGCAGGGAAUGAUGACGUUGCCGCUUCGGCCUUCUGAUAGUCACGAGUACUUCCUCAAGGCUACUGUGCCUUCCUGCUCUUAGAACAGGACUCAUGUAAAAUGCUGAGCUGUUAACUAGGAGGCCUGAUAAUCCAAGAGCUCAAUUCAUAGGUGUGAUGCUUGGUUUGGCAUAUUAAUUAGUAAUAUCCUGGUCUCCUCCAGAGCAGAAGAUGUGAUGGCUAAAAUGUGGUGUUUUAUUAAGUAUUUACAGCUUUAUAUAUAAGUGUGUUUCUGGGGUAAUGCUUAAAACUGUCAUGGAAAGUGAACCGAAUACAUUGAUCUACCUACAUGUGUACAUGUGUUGUGUGUUCAUUCUUGAAGUGUCCUUCUGGAAGCCUUCAUACGAGUGUUUAGCUGCUCAGCAGGCGUAGUGCUGAGACCGAGCUAUCGUAAGCUUCUUAUUGAUUAUUUAUAUCCACUGACAGGCCUUAGAUCUCAGCCGCAGUGUUUAGCGUACCGCUUUGCAAAAUGACCCAGCUCAACAAGAGCUUUUAACUUGGCUUGUUAAAAACAUUUUGUGGGUGAAUGUCUUUCACUAGUCAAUGAAGGAUAUUAUUCAUGCUUUAUGUAAAAGGGGCCAACAUGUAUGCAAAAGUUAUUUUAACAAACCUUUAAUGAAUAUGUAUAUACAUAUUUAUAUUUUAUUUGUGUUAAUAAAACAUUUAAACA